GUGAAACUCUGACGGUCAUUAAUAAUAGUGUAACAGUGUGGCUGACAUGCGUCUGAUCUCCAACACACAGAGCCAAAGACCAUGCUCAACUAGAAUCACCUGCUACUGGCCCACUAAGCCUGACGACUCCACACGACUCAGGAGCAGCUAGGCUCAUCAGAGUGCGGCUAUGGGGAAUGUGAUAUGGGGCCAGGAAGCUGAGAACAAAACAAAUACAAGCUACCAUGACAGUGCAUUAAAGGCAGGAGAAGAAGUCACGCUUGUCGUUCUCCAUGACUAUCCUUCUCCAGACAUCAGUGAGCCGAUCUUCAGAAUGGGGGAGAAGCUGAGGGUCUUGUCUCAGGAAGGCAACUGGUGGAGAGUCCGGUCUGUCCAAUCAGGAAGUGAGAACUACAUCCCUAAUAACUACAUCACCAAAGUCUACCAUGGAUGGCUGUUUGAGGGAGUGGUGAGGCAGAAGGCAGAGGAACUACUUAGUCUCCCUGAAAACAGAGUGGGUUCCUUCAUGGUCAGAGAGAGCACCAAGCAGAGAGGUGUCUACUCCAUGUCUGUAAAGCACAGAUCCAUCAAGCACUAUAAAAUCUAUCGCCUGGAGAACAGCUGGUACUAUAUCUCUCCUCGUCUGACUUUCCAGUGCCUGGAAGAGAUGGUCAACCACUACUCUGACUCUGCAGAUGGACUGUGUUGUGUUCUCACUGGCCCGUGUCUGUCUGGGACUUUCAGCCCCCUCGACAUCACCUCUCAGCCACCCCCUGUAGUGAUGCGACACAACAACUUUGACUGGAAGAAAGUAGACAGGAAAGAUCUGAUCAGCGCAGGGGCUGCCCAGGGACAGCAGAACAGGGAUGCCAUGGUGAGUUACGGUGUCAGAAACAGCAUGGCCUCUUACCUCUCUCUGGCCGGGGAUCAGGACCCAGGACAGCAGAAGAAGAACCGUAAGCAGAAGAGCAAAUCUGUCUGCGUGAUACCCGACCACAGCCUCAGCCAUUUGCACCUGGAUGAGGACUAUGAGACGUAGUGGCCUGGGUGGUGCAACACUUAGUUCUGCGGACCCCAGCACACAUAUAUAGCCUAGGCUAGUGGUUCCCUUCAGUCAGUCAACUUCGGUACAACAUACUAUGGGGAGUCACACUCUCGCUACUUCGGUUGAAGGAUAUACAAUCACGCCUGAGAAGGCCAAUGAAAUCCGCACCUCGCUGGAAGUCCUGCCUUCCACAGGUGAUAAACGUGGGGCUCGGAUUCAUUCUUUCAAUUAUUCCAUUCUUCACCUUGGUGUGAACAGGAACGAUUCACGCUACUAAAAGAAACAAUUGGAAAACGAGACUAUCAACCUGUGCGCUCUGUCACCGGUUACGGGAGGGUACUCGAAGAAAGAGGGUGGCCAGGUUUGGUGGGUACCCCCCGCCACCUGUGUCUGCCUCGGUCAAGCACCGCUUACCUCUCUUCCCAGACUUGUUGAGGAAGGGUUCGGUCCCACAUUUACAUUUUAGUCAUUUAGCAGACGCUCUUAUCCAGAGUUAGCUAGUGCAUACAUUUUUUCAUACUGGCC
Messenger RNA from Coregonus clupeaformis (lake whitefish), 1549 nucleotides. RefSeq names its product src-like-adapter. The transcript has 8 exons. Gene Ontology annotation, molecular function: protein binding. The record is from RefSeq and is a predicted model, not a curated record. NCBI's taxonomy places the organism in Eukaryota, Metazoa, Chordata, Actinopteri, Salmoniformes, Salmonidae. The coding region runs from base 170 to 1018 and encodes 282 amino acids.